AUGUCCAGAUUUGAGAAAAUGCUCAAUUUCACUGAUGUGACCGAAUUCAUUCUUCUUGGACUGACAAGUCAUCGGGAAUUACAAGUUAUCUUCUUUGUCAUCUUUCUAAUAGUUUAUGUAAUCACCAUUGUGGGAAAUGUGGGCAUGAUUAUACUAAUCAAGGUCAGUCCCCAGCUCAGCAGCCCCAUGUACUUUUUCCUCAGCCACCUGUCUUUUGUGGAUGUGUGGUUCUCCACCAACGUCACCCCCAAAAUGCUGGAAAAUUUGAUAUCAGAGACUAAAACCAUUUCCUAUGCCAGCUGUUUAGUUCAAUGCUUUUUCUUCAUUGCCCUUGUCCAUGUUGAAGUCUUUAUCCUGGCUGUGAUGGCCUUUGAUCGUUACAUGGCCAUUGGUAACCCUUUGCUCUAUGGUAGUAAAAUGUCAAUUGUGUGUAUCCGGUUGAUCUCUUUCCCAUAUAUCUAUGGCUUCCUCACUAGUUUGGCAGCAACAUUGUGGACUUACGGGUUGUAUUUCUGUGGGAAUAUUGAAAUCAACCACUUCUACUGUGCAGACCCUCCACUUAUCAAAAUGGCCUGUGCUGGCACAUAUGUAAAGGAGUAUACAAUGAUCAUACUGGCUGGUAUUAACUUCACAUACUCCCUCUCUGUCGUAAUUAUUUCUUAUCUGUUUAUUCUCAUUGCUAUCCCCCGAAUGCAUUCCGCAGAAGGAAGGAGGAAAGCUUUCUCCACCUGUGGAUCCCACUUGACAGCUGUUGUUAUAUUUUAUGGGACUCUCAUCUUCAUGUAUCUCAGGCGCCCCACUGAGGAGUCAGUGGAACAGGGGAAAAUGGUGGCUGUGUUUUAUACCACAGUAAUCCCCAUGCUCAAUCCCAUGAUCUACAGCCUAAGGAACAAAGAUGUGAAAGAGGCCAUGACCAAAGUGAUAAGCACAGCAUGUUUAGCCAAAUAA
This is a messenger RNA of Phascolarctos cinereus (koala), 948 nucleotides long. RefSeq names its product olfactory receptor 5M3-like. Gene Ontology annotation, cellular component: membrane. Gene Ontology annotation, molecular function: olfactory receptor activity; G protein-coupled receptor activity. Gene Ontology annotation, biological process: G protein-coupled receptor signaling pathway. Lineage: Eukaryota; Metazoa; Chordata; Mammalia; Diprotodontia; Phascolarctidae. The record is from RefSeq and is a predicted model, not a curated record.